Molecule: messenger RNA, 777 nt
Organism: Protomyces lactucae-debilis
Lineage: Eukaryota; Fungi; Ascomycota; Taphrinomycetes; Taphrinales; Protomycetaceae
Exons: 1
Coding region: 1-777 (258 amino acids)
Source: RefSeq, a predicted model, not a curated record
AUGAACAUCCAAAAGUACAUUCCCAACGAUGAGCCCAAAUCGGAUCACAGGACCACCGCAAUACCUGUAAAGACUGUCGUUCUAUCCGUCCUAUUCUCUGUCCUCGCCGUCUUUCUCUUUGCAAUGGCGCUGCUGUACUGCAGAAACAUCAAUCGUCUCCGUGUUGAAGACAAGCAGCACAAGCACGCUGACUUUGGUCAGCGGCAGAAAGUCAGGCGCGAUUUCUUUGGUAGGCCGAAGCCUGUGCCAGAGGAUCCAGCAUUGGACUUGGGUGAGUUGCCAGCGCCGUAUAUGCUGCCACAAAACACCAAGAAUCGGGAGUCGGUGGAUUCACUUGCUCGAAUUGGUGAAGCAGAAGAUGGUGCGUAUCGGAUUGCAGCCAUCAGAAAGUCUCAUGAAGCAUCAGCGUCUCCACCUCCAGCAGAUCAGCUCACGGGGAUGCAUGCGCCGCCUGGCAGGGCGCAUCGACCUCAAGGGCGACUGACACCGUCCCCGUUGCGGCAUACGGCUGUCUCGCCCGAGCCACUGAGUCAGGAGGUGCACUAUGGUCAUUUGCACAUGCCGGAAGCAUCUACACAGCACUACACGGAUGAUGGCUCUGCACCAUAUGGUAGCUACUAUGGGCAGGAUGCGUAUGGUCGGCAGAGUGAUCGACAUUGGCAGCAGUCUGGAGGUCAUGGUGGUGUGGGUGAGCAGCCUGGUUGGCCGACACGGGGUCGGAUGCCUGACAUGCCGGGUGGAUGGCACUCUGGAACGUAUGCGAGCCGUGGUAGAUGA